UGCUGUUGAAUAUAAUAUAUAAGGUGUCAGGCAAUCAGCAAUCAGCAAUCAUACAAUUCGCGAACGCUCAAGAACGUUGUGGAAGUUUAUGUGAUAAAGAGUUUGUUGACAAUUUUUUAUUGUUUAAAAGGAAUUAGGAAUUAAAAUGGAAUUUCCACAUCUUGGUGAACAUUGUAGUGAGAAAACUUGCAACAGACUUGAUUUUCUGCCCCUAAAGUGUGAAGCAUGUGAAAAAGUGUUUUGCUCUACGCAUUUUACUAAUCACGGUGACUGCCCUGGUGCUUUAAAAAACGUUCAAGUUCCAGUGUGUCCUUUAUGUGGAAUGCCAGUACCAACAGCACCAGGCGUGCUCCCGGAUAUAACAGUUGGCAGACACAUUGAUAAACAAUGCAAAUCGGACUCAAAGAAAAUAUUCACAAAUCGAUGUAGUCACACUGGAUGUAAACGCAAGGAACUGAUACCUGUUACGUGUUCAAUAUGUAAACAAAACUUCUGCUUGCGCCAUCGCCACACAGCAGAUCAUGACUGCAAAUCUACUAAUAGCUCAGUCAAUUCAACAAAUAAUAAAGUACAAACUGAAGUUAACCAAAGAACACUUGCUGCCAAUGCGGCCGAAUAUCGUCGUUUGAAUAAACCAACCUCGUUGUUUAGUACAAAUGCAAAAACCAAUGUCCCAGCAGCUAAAAUGCCACCAAUUGCGCAACGUACACAUAUGCAGAACCUUCAAGGAAAUAUGACGGACGAUGAAGCUUUACAACGUGCUAUUGCUCUUUCAAUUUUGGAGCUUGACGAAUCCGCUGACCGCAAUCGCCUUAAUAAUUCAACUGCUCAACACAAUGCUACAGUACCUAUCGUCAGGCAAAACGCCCAACAGACAAACGAUAAAGACAAAUGCUCGUUAUCGUAGUCAACGCAAAGUGAAAAUGACCAAAACGACUAUUAAGAAUCUUAAAUUAUUAUAAGUUAUACACUUUUAAGACUUACUUAACUACAAACUAAUUAAUUAAAAUCAUUCCUUGUAAUUGAAAUGAGAACACAAUUAAAUGAUGUUCAAAGCAAGCAUUGCAUGUCGGCUUGGCCAUGUUAUAGCUAACUACUAGAAAAUGGAGGCAAAAUGUUGACUAUUGUCCAUACAAUUUUAUUAAUUUUAAUUAAACUCUAGAGAAAUUUUUAAUUAUUGUAAUGUACAAAAUACAAAAAACAAAAAAAAAAACUGUCGCAAACAAGGUUUCACCUGGUCCAGGAGAUGGAAACUAUUUUUAAUAUUGGUUAUUUCGUUACUU
Molecule: messenger RNA, 1283 nt
Organism: Teleopsis dalmanni
Lineage: Eukaryota; Metazoa; Arthropoda; Insecta; Diptera; Diopsidae
Product: AN1-type zinc finger protein 2A
Exons: 4
Coding region: 146-907 (253 amino acids)
Biological process (GO): protein targeting to ER; proteasome-mediated ubiquitin-dependent protein catabolic process
Cellular component (GO): endoplasmic reticulum; cytoplasm
Molecular function (GO): zinc ion binding
Source: RefSeq, a predicted model, not a curated record